Molecule: messenger RNA, 12646 nt
Organism: Solanum verrucosum
Lineage: Eukaryota; Viridiplantae; Streptophyta; Magnoliopsida; Solanales; Solanaceae
Exons: 18
Coding region: 1-12555 (4184 amino acids)
Biological process (GO): signal transduction; defense response
Molecular function (GO): ADP binding; ATP hydrolysis activity; protein binding
Source: RefSeq, a predicted model, not a curated record
AUGGCAUCAUCAUCUUCCUUAAGAACUUCAUGGCCGUAUGAUGUGUAUCUAAGCUUUAAAGGCAAAGAUAUGCCUACAAAUUUUUUACGUUUGUACGAGGGUUUGAGAAAGAGGGGAAUUUUCAGUUUUCUAGAUGACGAUGAUGUUUAUUAUGAUUAUUAUUAUCAUGAUGAUGAUGAUGAUGAUGAUGAUGAUGCUUUAAUUCUAAGGAAUACCCGAUCGUAUUUUCAACGAAUCCCGCAAGCUAUGGAAGAGUUUCAAGUUGCCCUAGUUGUUUUCUCAAAGAAUUAUGCGACAUCAAGACGGUGCUGGGAUCAUUUAGUGAAAAUCAUGGAAUGCAACCAGAAAAAGGAACUAACAGUCAUACCGAUCUUCUAUGGUGUGGAUCAAGCAGAUGUUCAGAAGCAAAGGGGGAGGUUUGCAGAAGCAUUUGCCAAACACGAAAAGUGGUGGAAGUCUGAUGAAGAAAUGGACGAGGUGAAAAGAUGGAGGAGCACUUUAACUCAAGUGGCCAAUCUCAGCGGUUGUGUUAUCCAUGAUAGGACCAUAUCGAAAUGUAUUCCAGAUCUUAUUGAUCAAAUUUCAUCCAAAUUAUUGGAGGCUUCUUUAACUUAUUUCUCAAAUGUUGUGGGAAUAGAAACUCAUUUGAAGGAAGUAGGAUCCCUGCUAGAGAUGGAAAUUGAUGAUGUUCGGAUUGUGGGUAUAUGGGGAGUUGGGGGAGUCGGUAAAACGACAAUCGCAAAAGCUGUUUUUGAUAGACUAUCAUCUCAAUUUGAUGGUGCUUGUUUCCUUGCCGACAUUAAAGAGAACAAACAUGGAAUGCACUCUCUGCAAAAUAUCCUUCUCUCUGAACUAUUAAGGGAAAAAACUAAUUACGUGAACAGUAAGGAGGACGGAAAGCACCUGAUUGCUCACAGACUUCGUUUUAAGAAGGUUUUAGUUGUGCUUGAUGACAUAGAUCACAAAGACCAUUUGGAUUACCUAGUAGGGGAUCUUCGUUGGUUUGGCAAUGGAAGCAGAAUCAUUGCAACAACCAGAGACAAGCAAAUUAUGGGGAAGGAUAAUGUAGUGUAUGAAGUGACUACAUUAGUUGACCAUGAAGCUAUUCAACUGUUUAAUCAAUAUGCUUUCAGGGGAAAAGUACUAGGUGAGUUUUUUGUGAAGCUAGCAUUGGAGGUAGUAAUUCAUGCGAAAGGCCUUCCUUUAGUCCUAAAAGUAUUGGGUUCUUUCUUACAUAAGAAGGACAUGAUUGUGUGGAGAACUGUUGUAAACCAAAUAAAGAGAAACACUAAUUCAAAUUUUGUUGAAAACCUCAAAAUAAGUUAUGAUGGGUUGGAUCAUGAAGAGAAAGAGAUAUUUCUAGAUAUCGCAUGCUUCUUAAGAGGGAGAAAAAAAAAAGAGAUCCUGCAAAUUCUUGAGAGCUGUGGUUUUGGAGUUGAUAUCGGAUUGAAGGUCCUAAUUGACAAAUCUCUUGUGUUCAUCUCUGAAUAUGAUACAAUUCAAAUGCAUGACUUAAUACAAGAGAUGGGUAGAUAUAUAGUGAAAAUGCAAAAGGAUCCGGGCAAACGUAGCAGAAUAUGGGACGCUGGAGAUUGCGAAGAAGUGAUUAUCAACAACACAGGGACCGAGGAAGUGGAAGCAAUCUGGCUUACUUGUUUUGAACGACGAUUUUUUAAUGAAAAGGCAAUGAAAAAUAUGCAAAGGCUUAGGAUACUAUACAUAUGUGAUGAUAGGUUGACUUCCUUCUCUUCAGAUCCCUCUUUGAUUAGUUUGGGAAGUGUUCCCUGGGGCUCCAAUGGGUACCUGCCCAACAACUUGCGUUGGUUUGUUUGGAAGCACUUUCCUUGGGAGUCAUUGCCAGAAAAUUUUGAACCCAAAAGCCUUGUUCAUCUUGAUCUCCGGGGGAGUUCGCUGUGGCAUUUAUGGAUGGAAACAAAGCAUUUGCCGUCUCUACGAAAGCUAGAUCUCAGCUACUCCAAAAGCCUAAAGCAAACACCAGAUUUCACAGGGAUGCCUAAUUUGCUGUAUUUGAAUAUGGAGGAAUGUUCGAGUCUUGAAGAGGUUCACCAUUCCCUAGGUUGUUGCAGAGAACUCAUUGAGUUAAAUUUGCAGAGUUGUGGAAGCCUAAAGAGGUUUCCAUGUGUUAAUGUGAAAUCUAUUAAAUGUCUGCACCUAGAUGGUUGCUGUAGUUUAGAGAAAUUUCCAAGUAUCCGGGGGAAAAUGAAGCCGGAGAUAAAGAUUCACGUGGAACGCUCUGGGUUAAGGAAAGUACCAUCAGCUGUUAUUCAGCACCAAUCUAUUCCUACAGAGCUAGAUUUGAGUGGCAUGAAAAACCUUGCAACACUUCCACGCAGCAUUCUCGAGUUGAAAGGUUUGGUGAAGCUAAAAGUGUCCUCCUGCUCAAAGCUUGGAAGAUUGCCAGAAGAGAUAGGUGAUUUAGAAAACUUGGAGGAGCUUCAUGCCACAGGGACUCUAAUUUCACGACCUCCGUCUUCCAUUGUCCGCUUGAACAAGCUUAAAUUCUUGACUUUUGCAAAAAAUCAAUUAGAAGAUAGAGUGCGCUUUGUGUUCCCUCAGGUGAAUGAAGGGUUACUCUCAUUGGAAAAACUGGAUCUCAGUUACUGCAAUUUAAAAGACGGAGGACUUCCGGAAGACAUUGGAUCCUUAUCCUCUUUGAAGGAGUUGAAUCUCGAAGGAAAUAAUUUUGAGCUUUUGCCUCAAAGCAUAGCCCAACUUGGCUCUCUUCAAUCCUUGACCUUAUUACAUUGCAAGAGGCUUACACAGCUGCCAGAAUUUCCACAGCAAUUAGAUACAAUAACUGCUGAUUGGAGCUAUGAUUCAAUCUGUAAUUCGUUGUUUCAGAAUAUCCCAUCAUUGCAGCAUGACAUCUGUGCUUCAGAUUCCUUGUCACUAAGAGUGUUUACAAGUUUGGGGGAGGAUAUCCCAAGUUGGUUCCACCAUCAGGGAAUGGAUACAAGUGUAUCAGUCAAUUUGCCUGAGAAUUGGUAUGUAUCAGAUAACUUCUUGGGAUUUGCUGUAUGUUACUUUGGAAACUUAAGUAACACCAGAGUUGACUUGAUUCCCUUAUGUGAUGACGGGAUGUCGUGGAUGACUCAGAAACUUGCCUUAUCCAACCAUUCAGAAGAAUUUCCAGAAACUGUUAUUCAUUUUUUCUUGGUACCUUUGGCUGGCAUAUGGGAUACAUCUACGGCAAAUGGAAAAACACCAAAUGACUAUGGGCUUAUUAGGUUAUCUUUCUCUGGAGAAAUGAAGGAGUUUGGAUUUCGUUUGUUGUAUAAAGACGAACCAAAACUUGAGGGCUUGUUACAAAUAAGGGAAAAUACUGAAUCCAUGGCAUCAUCUUCUUCUUCUGCUGGAUCGUCACAUUUGCGUCAAUGGAAGUACAAUGUCUUUCUAUGUUUUAGAGGUGAAGAUACCCGCAGAACAUUUAGGAGUCACUUGUACCAAGGUUUGAGAAACAGGGGAAUAUUCACCUUUCAAGGUGAUAAAAGGCUAGAGCAUGGCGAUUCGAUCCAAGAAGAACUCUUGAAAGCUAUCGAAGAAUCUCAAGUUGCCCUCAUUGUUUUCUCAAAGAAUUAUGCUACAUCGAGGUGGUGCUUGAAUGAACUAGUGAAGAUCAUGGAAUGCAAGGAAGAAAAUGGACAGACUGUCAUACCUGUGUUCUAUGAUGUGGAUCCAUCACAUGUUCGGAACCAAAGGGAGAGCUUUGCAGAAGCCUUUGCCCAACACGAAUCGAAGUAUAAGGAUGAUGCUGAAGGAAUGCAGAAGGUGAAAGGAUGGAGGAAUGCCCUAACAGCUGCCGCAGAUCUAGAAGGAUACGAUAUCCGUGACGAGAUUGAAUCUCAGAAUAUUCAGCAGAUCGUCAAAUUGUGCAAUAGUGCUUAUUCUUCAUCCUCUUUGCAAGAUGUUGUGGGAAUAAGUGCUCAUUUAGAGAAACUAAAAUCCCGUCUUGAAAUAGAAAUCCAUGAUGUUCGGAUCGUAGGGAUCUGGGGAACAGGUGGAAUCGGUAAAACGACAAUAGCAAAAGCCAUCUUUCAUACUCUAUCUUAUCAAUUUAAAGCUGCUUGUUUUCUUGAGAAUGUUAAAGAAAAUGCCAAAAAGAAUCAACUGCAUUCUUUACAAAAUACCCUUCUCUCUGAACUGUUAGGAAAAACAGAUGAUUACGUCAAUAAUAAGUACGAUGGGAAGUGCAUGAUUCAGAACAGACUUUCUUCUAUGAAGGUGCUAAUUGUGCUUGAUGACAUUGAUGAAAGAGAUCAUUUGGAGUAUUUAGCAGGUGAUAUUGAUUGGUUUGGUAAUGGCAGCAGAGUUGUUGUAACAACUAGAAAUAGAGAUUUGAUAGAGAAGGAUGAUGCAAUAUAUGAAGUGCCUACACUACCUAAUCUUGAAGCUAUGCAACUGUUCAAUCAGUAUGCUUUCAAAAAAGAAGUUCCAGAUGAGCGUUUUAAAAACUUCUCGUUGGAGGUAGUAAAUCAUUCUAAAGGCCUUCCUUUAGCCCUCAAGGUGUGGGGUUCUUUGUUGCAUAGGAAAGGCCUAACUCAAUGGAGAAGAACUGUAGACAAAAUAAAGGAAACUUAUAGUUCAGAAAUUGUUGAAAAACUCAAAAUUAGUUAUGAUGGGUUGGAGCCCAAAGAACAAGAGAUAUUUCUAGAUAUAGCUUGUUUUUUCCGAGGAGAUGAAAAAAAGAAAGUCAUGCAAAUCCUUGAGAGCUGUGAUUUUGGAGCUGAAUAUGGAUUGGAUGUCCUAAUUGAAAAAUCUCUUGUCUUCUUAACUGAAGAUGAUACAAUUGAAAUGCAUGACUCAAUACAAGAUAUGGGUAAAUAUAUAGUGAAAAUUCAAAAGGAUGCGGGCGAAUGUAGCAGAAUAUGGGACCAUGAAGAUUUUGAAGAAGUGAUGGUCAACAAUACAGGGACCAAGGCAAUGGAAGCAAUCUGGUUUCGUUAUGAUGAGAAAAUAUGCUUUAGCAAAGAGGCCAUGGAAAAUAUGGAAACACUUAGGAUAUUAUACAUAUGGUCCCAAGAUUGCUCCCCUUGCCAUGAUGGCUCCAUUCAGUACCUGCCCAACAACUUGCGUUGGUUUGUCUGGAAUCACUUUCCUUGGGAGUCAUUGCCAGACAAUUUUGAACCCAAAAGGCUUGUUCAUCUUCAACUCCGCUUCAGUUCACUGCGCUAUUUAUGGACGGGAAUAAAGCAUUUUCUGUAUCUACGGACGCUAGAUCUCAGCCGCUCUAGAGACCUGAUGCAAACACCAGAUUUCACGGAGAUGUCAAAUUUGGAGUAUUUGGAUUUGGGCAAUUGUAUUAAUCUUGAAGAGGUUCACCAUUCCCUGGGAUGUCCCACAAAACUCAAGAGGUUAAAUUUGAUAUAUUGUAGACGCCUUAAGAGGUUUCCAUGUGUUAACGUGGAAUCUCUUGAAUAUCUGGAUCUAAAGUUCUGCUCCCGUUUAGAGAAAUUUCCAGAAAUCUGCGGAAGAACGAGGCCGAAUUUAAAGAUUACGAUGUGUGACUCUGAGAUAAGGGAACUGCCAUCAUACAUUGUUCAGUGCCUAACUCUGAGACAUUUGGAUAAUCUUGUAGCUCUUCCGAGCAGCAUUGGCAUGUUGAAAGGUUUGGUUAUUCUUGAUGUGUCAAAUUGCUAUAAACUUGAAAGCUUGCCAGAAGAGCUAGGCGAUUUAGUAAACUUGGAGAAGGUUGACGCAUCAGGGACUCUAAUUUCACGACCUCCGUCUUCCAUCGUCCGCUUGAACAAGCUUACAUUCAUGAGUUUUGCGAAACAAAGAUAUAACGUAAGCCUCGAAGAGGGAAUGUACUUUGCGUUCCCUCAAGUGAAUGAAGGGUUACGCUCAUUGGAAGAUCUGGAUCUCAGUUACUGCAAUUUAAAAGUUGGAGGACUUCCUGAAGACAUUGGAUCCUUAUCCUCUUUAAAAGAGUUGAAUUUCACUGGAAAUAAUUUUGAGCAUCUUCCUGGAAGCGUAGCCCAACUUGGUGCUCUUCGAUCCUUGGACUUAAAAGAGUGCAAGAGGCUUGAAGAGUUGCCAGACUUCAUGGGGAUGCCAAACUUGAUGACGCUGAAUCUCAGUAUAAUUAACAUUGGGCAUUUGCCUCAAAGCAUAAACCAACUUGGUGCUCUUCGAUCCUUGGACCUAUCAUAUUGCAAGAGGCUUAAAGAGUUGCCAAGCUUCAUGGGAAUGCAAAACUUGGAGACUUUGAAUUUGUCAAAUUGUAUAAAUCUUGAAGAGGUUCAUCAUUCCCUGGGAUUUCUCAAAAAGCUCUGUACAUUAAAAUUGACUAAUUGUAAACGGCUUAAGAGGUUUCCAGUUCUGUGCAUCGAUUCCCUUGAAUAUCUGAAUCUAGAGAGGUGCUCUAGUUUAGAAAUUUUUCCAGAGAUCCUCGGAAGCAUGAAUUUGAAGUUAAAGAGUGGGUUAAGGUGCCUAGAUUUGAGAGGUUUAGAAAACCUUGUAACACUUCCAAGCAGUAUUUGUAAGUUGAAAAAUUUGGUGGAGCUAAAUGUGUCGGCAUGCUCAAAACUUGAAAGCUUACCAAAAGAGAUGGGGGAUUUAGAGAACUUGGAGUGGCUUGAUGCCAAAAAUACUCUAAUUUCACAACCUCCGCCUUCCAUUGUCUGUUUGAACAAGCUUCAUUUCUUGCAGUUAGCUAAACAAAAAUCAGAAGUAGGCCUUGAAGAUAGAGUGUACUUUGUUUUCCCUCUGGUGUCUGAUGGAUUACGCUUGUUGGAGAUUCUGAAUCUCAGUUAUUGCAAUCUAAUAGAUGGAGGUCUUCCGGAAGACAUUGGAUUCUUAUCCUCUCUGAAUGAGUUAUAUCUCACUGGAAAUAAUUUUGAGCAUUUGCCUCCAAGCAUAGCCCAACUUGGUGCACUUCGUUCUUUGGACCUAUCAGAUUGCAAGAGGCUUAAAAAGUUGCCAGGUUUCGGGGGGAUGCAAAACUUGGAGACUUUGAAUCUGUCAAAUUGUAUGAAUCUUGAAGAGGUUCAUCAUUCCCUGGGAUGUCUCAAGAAACUCUGUACAUUAAAGUUGACUAAUUGUAAAUGGCUCAAGAGGUUUCCAGUUCUGUGCAUCGAUUCCCUUGAAUAUCUGAAUCUAGAGAGGUGCUCUAGUUUAGAAAAUUUUCCAGAAAUCCUCGGAAGCAUGAAAGUGAAGUCAGAUAUUCACAUGUUAGACAAUGUGAUGAGGGAUCUAAAUUCCAUGUAUCUUUCACUUCCACGUUCCUUGUCUCAGGGUAUCGUUUCCUUGCCGAAUGCCAUCUCUGCUUCAGAUUCCUUGUCACAAAGAGUGUUUACCAUUGUGCAUGGUGGGAAUAAGAUCCCAAGUUGGUUCCACCAUCAGGGAAUGGAUGAAAGUGUGUCGAUCGAUUUGCCUGAAAAUUGGUAUGUAAGUGAUAAUUUCUUGGGAUUUGCUGUAUGUUACUCUGGCAACCUAAUUGAUAUCUCAGUUGACUUGAUUCCCUUGUGUGAUGAUGGGAUGACCCAGAAGCUAGAAUUAUCCACCAUUCCAAAUUAUGAUUCAGAAUCAUCCGACGGUUUAGAAUGUGGUACUGAACCUACUAUUCAUUUUUUCUUGGUACCUCUUGCUGGCUUAUGGGAAACAUCUAAGGCAAAUGGAAAAACACCAAAUGACUAUGGGCUUAUUACAUUAUCGUUCUCCGGAGAUAUGAAGGAGUUUGGAUUUCGUUUGUUGUAUAAAGAUGAACCAACAGAACAUUACAUUGGGAAAAAGAGGACCAGAUAUGACGAUAGUGAACGCCAUGAUGAUGCAAGCUGCUCCACUUCUAAGAAACAAAGCAACAACCAGUCUCUUCAGAAACUUUGCAGCUCUUUCCCCGAAGCGCAGAAUUUUGGCUUAAAUUUAGGAGCUCAUCAAUGGGUGAUGGACAUAUCAACACUGCUGAGGAGUUUAUGCAGCAGUUGCUACAGUGAACUAAGCAGGAGCAAGAGACUGAAGAUGUUGACGAAAUGUCGUUUGUUGUAUAAAGAUGAAGCUGAGCUUUUGGCCGUGCUACAAAUAUGGGAAAAUAAUGAUGAGCCAGCAGAGCACUCCAUUGGGACAAGGACAAGCAGAUAUGACAAUUGUGAACAGCAUGACUCCGUCACCAAUGUACUACAAAGUCUUCUUCCAAAACCUCAUUGGUCAACUAGCAUGGUGACCAACACUUAUGGAACUAGCCUUUGGAGAACCAUAAGGAACCUAUGGCCAAAACUUAGAGGGAAUUGCAAAAUCAAAAUUGGAAAUGGUGUGAAGGUCUCAUUUUGGGAAGAUAGCUGGUUGGAACAAGGUCCCUUAAAAACACUCUUCCCUGAUGUGUUCAUCCUCAACCAACAACAGAGGGCUACUGUGGCAGAGGUUUGGUCAAACCAAGGAUGGAAUCUGAGCUUUAGAAGACCCUUCAAUGAUUGGGAGAUCCAGAGAGUAGUAGAAUUCUACAGAACUCUGGAACAAUUCAGAGGAGGAAACACUGUCCAAGACUGCCUGGAAUGGAAGGAUCACAAGCAAGGAAGAUUCAGUGUCAAGGGGGCUUACAAAAAGUUCAACCCUUUCAAUACCCAGAUUAAUGGGUGGCCCUGGAAAAUGAUUUGGAAAGCCAAAAUUCCCUACAAAGUGUCUUGUUUUACUUGGCUACUUGCUAAACAGGCUGUUUUGACUCAGGAAAAUCUCAUGAAGAGGGGUAUCCAAUUGAGCCCUAGAUGUUUCCUAUGUGGGGAAAAGGCUGAGACGGUGACUCACCUGUUUCUUCACUGUAGGAUAACCAACCAACUGUGGGACCUCUUCAUCAAUAAGAAAGAACUGAAAUGGGUGAUGCCAAGGAGAGUACACAUGGCAUGGAAGGAGACAAAACAAGGGAGGUUACAAGAGAAGGCUCGGAAAACAGGUCAUCCGGGUGCACAGCUUCAAGGAAAAAGAGCCUUCGAGAAGACAUCCUCGGGGAAUGAACUGAAGAUAGCACAGAUGAAUCUGAAGGGCAAUGAUGUGGACAAUGAAACAAAGGGAGACAAGGUUAUGUUGUCUCUCAAAAAUAUAAUGAAUGGUUCAUAUUUAUUCUCAAAACCCAAUCAUUUGUCAACAACAACAUCUUAUCUCUCUUUUGAUCUCCAUUGCCAGACAAGAAUUCCUCCCCAUUACCUUCCAAAUCUGCCAAGAAUUAUGGCAUCAUUUUCUAAGUCUUCUGAGAGUAAUUCACGGUAUUCAUGUCCUCAACGGAAGUACAAGUACGAUGUGUUUCUAAGUUUUAGAGGCAAAGAUACUCGCAGAAAUUUUACGAGUCACUUGUACGAACGUUUGGAUAACAGGGGAAUAUUCACCUUUCUAGAUGAUAAAAGGCUAGAGAAUGGUGAUUCCCUCUCGAAAGAACUAGUGAAAGCUAUAAAAGAGUCUCAAGUAGUUGUGAUCAUUUUCUCAAAGAAUUAUGCUACGUCGAGGUGGUGCUUGAAUGAAGUAGUGAAGAUUAUGGAAUGCAAGGAAGAAAAUGGACAAUUAGUCAUACCGGUCUUCUAUGAUGUGGAUCCAUCAGAUGUUCGGAAGCAAACAAAGAGCUUUGCAGAAGCCUUUGCCAAACACGAAUUGAGGUAUAAGGAUGAUGUUGAAGGAAUGCAGAAGGUGCAACGAUGGAGGACUGCUCUAAGUGAAGCUGCAGAUCUAAAAGGAUAUGAUAUCCGUGAAAGGAUUGAAUCAGAAUGUAUUGGGGAACUUGUUAAUGAAAUUUCGCCCAAAUUAUGCGAGACUUCUUUAUCUUAUUUGACAGAUGUUGUGGGAAUAGAUGCUCAUUUAAAGAAAGUCAACUCCCUUCUAGAGAUGAAAAUCGAUGAUGUUCGGAUUGUGUGGAUCUGGGGAAUGGGGGGAGUUGGUAAAACGACAAUAGCAAGAGCUAUUUUUGAUAUACUCUCAUCUAAAUUUGAUGGUGCUUGUUUCCUUCCGGACAACAAAGAAAACAAGUAUGAAAUACAUUCUCUGCAAAGUAUCCUUCUCUCUAAACUGGUAGGGGAAAAAGAAAAUGGUGUGCAUGAUAAGGAGGACGGGAGGCACCUGAUGGCUCGUAGACUUCGUUUGAAGAAAGUUCUAGUUGUGCUUGAUAACAUAGAUCAUGAAGACCAAUUGGAUUACCUAGCAGGGGAUCUUGGUUGGUUUGGCAAUGGCAGCAGAAUUAUUGCAACAACGAGAGACAAGCAUUUCAUACGGAAAAAUGAUGCUGUAUAUCCCGUGACUACACUACUUGAACAUGAUGCUGUUCAGUUGUUCAACCAAUAUGCUUUCAAAAAUGAAGUUCCAGAUAAGUGUUUCGAGGAGAUAACGUUGGAGGUAGUAAGUCAUGCUGAAGGCCUUCCUUUAGCCCUGAAAGUGUGGGGUUCUUCCUUACAUAAGAAGGAUAUACAUGUGUGGAGAAGUGCUGUUGAUCGAAUAAAGAGGAACUCUAGUUCAAAAGUUGUUGAAAACCUCAAAGUAAGUUAUGAUGGGUUGGAGCGUGAAGAUCAAGAGAUAUUUCUAGAUAUUGCAUGCUUCUUAAGAGGGAGAAAACAAACCGAAAUCAAGCAAAUUCUUGAGAGCUGUGAUUUUGGAGCUGAUGACGGAUUGAGGGUGCUAAUUGACAAGUCUCUUGUGUUCAUCUCUGAAGAUGAUAUGAUUCAAAUGCAUGACUUAAUACAAGAGAUGGGAAAAUACAUAGUGACAAUGCAAAAGGAAAGGGGAGAACUCAGCAGACUAUGGCUCACUCAAGAUUUCGAAAAAUUCUCAAAUGCAAAAAUACAAGGGACCAAGGCAAUCGAAGCAAUCUGGAUACCAGAAAUUCAAGACCUAAGCUUUAGAAAAAAGGCCAUGAAAGAUGUGGAAAAGCUUAGGAUAUUAUACAUCAAAGGUUUUCAUACACAUGAUGGCCCCAACGAUCAGUACCUUCCCAGCAAUUUGCGUUGGUUCGACUGUUGUAAGUAUCCUUGGGAUUCAUUGCCAGCCAAAUUUGAUCCUGACAUGCUUGUUCAUCUUGAUCUCCAGCAGAGUUCACUGUUUCAUUUAUGGACUGGAACAAAGAAAUUUCCUUUUCUACGGAGGCUAGAUCUCAGCCGCUGUGCAAACCUGAUGCAAACACCAGAUUUCACGGAUAUGCCAAAUUUGGAGUAUUUGGGUCUAGAAGAGUGUAGUAAACUUAGAGAGGUUCAUCAUUCCCUGAGAUGUUCCAAAAAACUCUUUAAGUUAAAUUUGAGAGACUGUAAAAGCCUUGAGAGUUUUAGCUAUGUUUGCUGGGAAUCUCUUGAAUGUCUACAUCUACAAGGUUGCUCUAAUUUAGAGAAAUUUCCGAGGAUCCGGGGAAAAUUGAUGCCGGAGAUAAAGAUUCAAGUGCAACGUUCUGGGAUAAGGAAACUACCAUCAGCUAUUAUUCAGCACCAGUCUAGUCUUACAGAGCUAGAUUUGAGUGGCAUGAAAAACCUUGCAACACUUUCAUGCAGCAUUGGCGAGUUGAAAAGUUUGGUGAUGCUAAAAGUGUCCUACUGCUCAAAACUCAAAAGCUUGCCAGAAGAGAUAGGUGAUUUAGAAAACUUGGAGAAACUUGAGGCCAGCUAUACUCCAAUCACACAACCUCCGUCUUCCAUCGUCCGCUUGAACAGGCUUAAAUCAUUGACUUUUGAAAAACAAAAAUCAGAAGUAGGCCUCGAAGAUGAAGUGCACUUUGUCUUCCCUCCGGUGAAUCAGGGAUUAUGCUCAUUGGAAACUUUGAAUCUCAGUUACUGCAAUCUAAAAAAUGGAGGACUUCCGGAAGACAUUGGAAGCUUAUCCUCUUUGGAAGUGUUGAAUCUCAGGGGAAAUAAUUUUGAGCAUUUGCCUCAAAGCAUAGCCCGACUUUGUGCUCUUCAAUCCUUGGACUUAUUAGAUUGCAAGAAGCUUACGCAACUGCCAGAAUUUCCACGACAAUUAGACACAAUAUACGCCGAUUGGAGCAAUGAUUCGAUCUGUAAUUCGUUGUUUCAGAAUAUCUCGUCAUUCCAGCAUGACAUCUGUGCUUCAGAUUCCUUGUCACUAAGAGUGUUUACCAAUGAGUGGAAAAAUAUCCCAAGAUGGUUCCACCAUAAGGGAAAAGAUAAAAGUGUAUCAGUCGCAUUGCCUGAAAAUUGGUAUGCAUGUGAUAACUUCUUGGGAUUUGCUGUAUGUUACUCUGGCUGCUUAAUAGACACCACAGCUCAAUUGUUAUGUGAUAAAAGGAUGCCGUGUAUCACGCAGUAUCUUGCCUUAUCCAACCAUUCAGAAGGAUUUCCAGAAUCUGCUAUUCAUUUUUUCUUGGUACCUCUUGCUGGCUUAUGGGAUAUAUCCAAGGCAAAUGGAAAAACACCAAAUGAUUAUAGGCACAUUGCGUUAUCUUUUUCGGAAGAGUUGAAGGAGUUUGGACUUCGUUUGCUGUAUAAAGAUGAAUCUAAGCUUAAGGCCUUGUUUCAAAUGAGGGAAAAUAAUGAUGAACCAACAGAACACUGCGUCGUGAAAAGGAGGGGUCAAUAUGAUGAAGCCAGAUGCUCUUCUUCUAAGAAACAAAGGUCACAGCUCUAAUAUUUGUCUUUGAGAAUCUGCAGCAACAACCAGUCUCUUCACAAUCUUUGCUGCUCUAGUCUCUCUGCUUCUGCUGAGCCAUGGUGAGUUA